This is a messenger RNA of Funneliformis caledonium, 744 nucleotides long. The record is from the annotation of a GenBank genome assembly. NCBI's taxonomy places the organism in Eukaryota, Fungi, Glomeromycota, Glomeromycetes, Glomerales, Glomeraceae.
AUGUCAUAUAAUUUUCAUUCAGAUUUAUUAAAAGACUUUUAUCAGCUACUUAAGACCGAAAUUGAUUAUAAUGUGGUAAUUCAAGUUGGGAAAACCAACUCUGAUGAAAAACACGUUGACGUCAAAGAAUUUCAUCAACCACCUAUAGUCGAAACGACCGUAAUUCAAGACGAGCAAACAGACUCUAAUAAAAAAGAAAUUGAACUCGAAGAAGGUCGUGAGCAAGAUGAAACCAGGCGAAUUGAGGAUAAACUUGAGACUAUUGAAGAAGAAACCACGCUCACACUAGAUGAUGAAGACAUGGAAUCCACAACUUCAGUUGAACCCGAAGGGGAUGUCGUAAUUCAUGAUGAAACGGAUUCUGAUUCUAAAAAAGAUGUUGAUAUUAAUGACACAACGAUUGACGAAACCAAAGUUGAAACCAAGAUUGAAACCAAAGUUGAAACCAAAGUUGAGACCAAAGUUGAGACCAACGCUAAUAAUGAUGACAUCGGCAGAGUGGUGAAUUCAGAUUGUGCUGUGCAAUGUCUCAGUAAUUAUGGACCAAUCUUUGGUUCCUACGUAACAAAUUUGUCUGUAUUCAAAAAAGCAGAUAAAGUUUCCCCAGAAGAUCAAAAUCCGGAAGUUGGUGGUAAUGGUAUAAUGAUGAGGCCAAAUGGUAAAUGGAGGUCUUUUCCAUCUUCCUACCCUAAAUUGAAUAUCCCGAAAGAAUUUGAAAUUGAAGAUUACGAAGUAUUUCAAAUU